CAGAACACAGCUCGCAGGAGCAGUAAUAUCGAUCGAUCCGUGGAGUCGGAAGCCCGACAGGUCCCGUUCCGGGUGCGGGGGCGAGAGUGAACAGGAGAGCGGGAGCAUCGAACAGGCUCAGGCUCCGAGGAGAGAGAGAAAGAGAGGGUGAGCCGCAAGUGGAAAAGCUCCCCUAUAAAGCAGCCAGAUCAGCCGGCCAGCUGCCCGGGCACGGAUCGCUCUCCCGCGCUGUUCAAUCGACGAUCCUGCCGCUGUUCAUUCCGCCACCGGUCUUCUCUUUUUCCCUUCUUCCGUUUUUUUCCUUCCUGUUUCCACUUUUGAGCUUCCGUUCUCUUCUCGCAGAUUGCGGCGAGCGUGGCCUUGAAAUUCAGUGACAGUGCGAGUCUGACCUUGGGCAAGAUCCUCCGUCAAGGCUGCUGGUAGAUAGGUCGAUGGUGUCGGUUAUCAGCUGACCUACCGGCGACUCUAUGCUCCAACACGCUUAAACGCAUAUAUGAACGUGUGUAAUUUUAUGUAACGCAAACGCGGAUAUUCGAGAAGAAAUACAGAAAGAAAUGAAGAUGCGUAGAAAGUCCGCUCCACUAAAGAGAUUUAAUUAACUUUGAAUGUCGAUGGAUUCGAUUCGGUAGCCAUGAGAAAAUGAAGAAGCGAUUGAUAUCGAGAUUAUAUCGAUACAGAGAAUGGAAGAAGCAUCCUCAAGAAUUCGUCCUUAUCUGGACUGGGAUAAUGACGACAAAUACUCAGUAGCGAAUAGUCAAGCGCCCUUGCAGGACGGCGAAGACGAACACCCGGAACGCGGAACCUGGACGGGAAAAUUUGAUUUUCUGCUGUCCCUUCUGGGAUACAGCGUAGGCCUCGGAAAUGUUUGGAGAUUUCCGUAUCUUUGUUACUCAAACGGUGGAGGUGCUUUCCUGAUACCGUUCACCGUGAUGCUCAUUAUCGCCGGAUUACCGCUUAUGUUUAUGGAGCUUUCCUUAGGACAAUACGCCAGCCUUGGACCAGUGGCGGCUUACAAGCAGUUCUGUCCUUUGCUUUGCGGCUUGGGAUACGGAAUGGUUCUCGUCAGUUCCGUUGUCAUGCUCUAUUAUAAUUUAAUUAUUGCCUGGACGCUGUAUUACAUGUUUGCCUCGGUCGUUGGUGGUUGGGAGCUGCCUUGGAGCAAAUGCGAGAAAGAGUGGAGUACCGAGAAUUGCUUUAUGCCAGACGACGCCGAGGCUUGUCAUUCUCAAAACGGUUCCUACUUCAAAGGAAAAUGCCUCAAUUCAAGUCAAAUGACUGCGAUGGGGCUGAUGAUUGAGAACAUAACCAGCGCUAUUAAGAAACCGCCGGCAGAGGAGUACUUCAACAAUUACGUUUUGGGGAUUAGCAGCGGCAUCGAGGAAACUGGAUCGAUUCGACUGUCCAUGGCAGCUAGUCUCUUCCUGGCGUGGAUCAUCGUGUUUCUUUGUCUGAGCAAAGGUGUUCAAAGCUCAGGCAAAGUCGUGUAUUUCACCGCUCUUUUUCCAUACGUCGUUUUGAUUAUUCUUUUUAUUCGUGGAAUUUUACUUCCUGGUGCUAACGAAGGUGUGCUUUUCUAUCUCACUCCCAAUUGGAAAAGACUGAUGUCCGCCAAAGUAUGGGGAGAUGCCGCGGUACAGAUCUUCUUUGCUCUGAGCCCGGCUUGGGGAGGUCUAAUCACUUUGAGUUCGUACAACAAGUUCACCAAUAAUUGUUACAAAGAUUCUUUAAUCGUGGCGAUCAGCAACAUCGGCACUUCCUUCUUCGCCGGCUUAGUGAUUUUCUCAGUAAUCGGUUUCCUUGCUCAUGAACUCGACGUGCCGGUGGCGUCUGUGGUGGAUGAAGGCGCCGGUUUGGCAUUUAUUGUUUAUCCGGAGGUUGUAGCUCGUCUGCCGGUCGCGCCCGUCUGGUCGUUAUUAUUUUUCAUCAUGUUACUCACUUUGGGUCUCGAUUCGCAAUUUGCACUUAUGGAGACUGUUACUACGGCGAUACUCGACGGUGUUCCCGCAUUGAGAAAUUACAAGACUUGGGUUGUUCUGGGAGCUGCAGUGGUCGGCUACGCCGGUGGCAUUAUUUUCACCACUAACGCCGGUAUGUAUUGGCUGCAACUAAUGGACAAGUAUGCAGCCAACUGGUCCGUUUUGCUGAUCGCUAUAAGUGAAUGUAUUCUUGUGGCAUGGGUGUACGGCGCCGAUCGCUUUCUCGACGACGUUCAGCAGAUGAUCGGGCCCCGUAGUCGUUUGUGGAGAUUCUUCUGGACGUGGAUGUGGAAAGUCAUUACGCCCGCUGCGCUGCUGUUCAUCCUCUUUUUUAAUUGGGUGAAGCAUGAGCCGCCCAAGUACGGUACUUACAUUUAUCCCAUGUGGGCGGACGUGUUGGGCUGGGUGAUCAGUAUACUUCCCGUUUUAGUCAUUGUCGGACUAGCCAUAGAUCAGCUGAGAGGACGACGUCGACGAUCACCUUACGAUGAUGACGACGAGGACGAUGACGACGAGGACGACGAAUUUGACAGUAACGGGCCUUGUCGAGGAACAGGAAGGCAAAAGAGCAAGAGCAAGGAUAAAAGUAUAUGGAGCCGCAUAAAAAUAUUAUUGCAACCGACGUCUAAUUGGGGCCCGGCCUCGCGGAAUUUGACACCCUCCAGAACUUUGACGCAUACACUUUCGUCAGGACCCCCGGGAGCAUAUGAUUCGGUGCGAGACACAAUCGUUUUGGUGAACGGUCAACCGAUGAUGGUGCAACCGACCAUCGCCACUGCUCAGAAACUCCCUGGACCAUCAAUUCUUAAAAAUUCUAGUAAAACCGAUCUGAUUACGUCGCAGCAAGUGUGACGCGACGUUCGUUUUAUCGACGACGAAUACACGGAUUAAUCGCGCUAAAGGUACAGUGCCCGAUGUAAAGUAAGCCUGUCUGCGAAACUGGGAAGAAAUGAAAGUAUUUUCGACAGUUUUACAUGUUCCGUAAUUCCCAAAUUGCCAAUGGUAAGAUAUUUUAUUAUUAUUCAAUUUGAUUGAAAAGUUUUACAUUGGAUUUUUGUAUGCUAUUAUUCUAUCAAAAGUUAUGCAACUUUUAUUGGAUUUGAUUGUAGUUGUUCGA
Linepithema humile (Argentine ant) is the source of this 3093-nucleotide messenger RNA. RefSeq names its product sodium- and chloride-dependent glycine transporter 1. The record is from RefSeq and is a predicted model, not a curated record. Gene Ontology annotation, molecular function: L-amino acid transmembrane transporter activity. Lineage: Eukaryota; Metazoa; Arthropoda; Insecta; Hymenoptera; Formicidae. Gene Ontology annotation, cellular component: plasma membrane. Gene Ontology annotation, biological process: sodium ion transmembrane transport.